CGUAACUAUCUAUUAUGCAAUACGACCUCUGUUACCCGAGCGUGACAUAAUUUCACCGUAACUUUAAUUAUGUGAAUUACUAAGUAUGAUAGAAUAAGAUUUAUUCCUUUCACGCUAGCGACAGAAAACAUGUCUUUUUGUGGAUCUAAAAACAAAGCUAGAAGUGUUGCAGAGGGUGUUGUGAAGAACGAAUGCUUUGUGGAUGUUCUUAACAUUGUGCCACAUGCAAUAUUUUUGCUUGUCAGUUUGUUUAUAUUGAUUGUGUGGUGCAAGUCAAAGUACUACAAUGCAACAACCUGGGUACAUUUCACAGGGCACAAUGUAAGAUGGUUUUUUUCACUUGCUUUAAUUAUCAUAGUCGGCACAGAAAUUGCAGAAGGGUUUAUGUCUGAUGCCCAAGAUCCUGACACUGUAAAUUACCAUGUCUUCAUACCACCAAUCAUUGCCUUUGUAGCAACUAUACUGACUCUUGUUUUCUACCAUAACAUAGAACAGUGGAAUUCUCCAAGAUUUUUAUUGAUAAUCUUGGCAUAUUGGAUGUCAGUGUUGCCAAUUAAAAUAUUGAAGGGUGUUUCAUUGCACAAAAAUGGCAUAUCGGUAGCCCAUGUGAGAGUGUGGUUGACUUGGAUUGAUGUGGCACUCUAUGUGAUUUUACUGACUGUUGAACUCAACUUACUGAGAGUACAAAAAUAUGCCUUCUUCAAAAAUCCAGUGCCAGCAAAAACCCCACCUGAUCUUGGAGACAGCAAAUUUGUGUUCAAGCAUGUGAACUUUUUAUCAAAAGUAACAUUUUGGUGGCUAAAUGGAUUCCUUUCAGAUGGUUUCAAGAAACCUUAUGAACAAGAGGACCUUGGACAUUUACCAAAGGACAUACAAGUGGAGUCAGUGUAUAGAAGAUUUAAGGCUGUAUUUGAUGAUGAAUUGGACAAAAGUCAGAAGAAUGGCAAGAAACUCAAUUUCCACAAGGUGUACUUACGAGUCUUUUGGAAGAAUCUAUGUUUGGCUGGCUUUCUUCGUUUUUUCGGAGACAUCAUCCAAUUUGUUGGACCUUGGUGCAUUGAGCUGAUUAUUAAUUAUGCGUAUGAACAAGUGAAACUCAAAGAGGAUAGCCAUCUAACCAAUGGCAGCUCGGUUGUGUCUAAUGUCUCCCAGGCUGUGGUCCUGUACAACAUCUCCUCAGCAUCCAAUGGCAAUCAAUCUAUUGUCAUGACGAUGCCUCUAAAUAUGGACAUUAAUAGUUAUGUAACUGCCAGUGAGUUCAUUUCUAAUGGGUAUGUCCUGGCCGCGGGGCUCCUGAUCCUCACCAUCAUACAGAACAGCUUGUGGCAGCAGCACCAUUACCUUGUUAUAUUAGAGGCCGCCAAAUUGAGGGCCUCCAUUCAGACUAUGCAUGCUCGCCACAUUACUGUUGCGGAUUUUUUUUCCAAUGGUUAUGUGGUAGCUGUUGUACUCAUACUAACAACCACAGUACAAGCUGCUUGUCAUCAGUUCUAUGGAUUUAUUUCAUUAAAUACGGGGGCCAGUUUGAAAGUUGCCGUACAGGCGAUGGUCUAUAACAAGGGUCUCCGUCUGUCUGGGCUGGUGAUAAACUCCGGGAAGAUGACGAUGGGGCAGAUCAUUAAUCACAUGUCCCAGGACGCCACCAACAUGAUGAUGUUGUUCUUCUUCAUCCACUACAUCUGGAGUGUUCCACUGACGAUUGUGAUAGCACUGGUGUUGAUGUACAUGAAAAUGGGCUGGACAGCCCUCAUUGGUGGGUCUGUAGUGGUGAUGUCGGGACCACUUCAAUACUUGGUGGGACGAGGCAUGUCUAAUAUGCAGAAAAAAGUCAUGGCACAAUCUGACAAGAGGGUCAAAAAGUGUAAUGAGGCUAUUCAAGGCAUAAAGGUCAUUAAACUGUUGGCUUGGGAGUAUUUCUUCAGACAUGAAAUUGAGGCAUCAAGGAAGAAGGAAUUGAAAGUUCUCUUUAUCAACAGUGUAUUCAGAAUUCUUUUCACAUUCAUUCUUGUUGCUGUGCCAACCAUAGGAACCAUGGUGACUUUCCUUUUAUACCCACAACUAGAGGAUAAGCCAUUAGAUGUUGGGAAAGCUUUGUCAACUCUGGCAUUAUUUAAUAUUCUGACCCUCCCCAUGGCUCUUUUUACACUGUUUUGUACAACCUUCAUCACAGCCAGGGUCAGUAUGAAGCGUCUUCUGCGUUUCCUGCUGGUCGAGGAGACAGAGGGACUGGGGGAUAAGACUAAGACUCUGACCCAGAGUGUAGGGAUUGAUACAACAGAUCCUGAGGAUAUAAAAUUGGACACUAUUGUGGAGUAUCGUAAUGGUACAAAGAAGACCUCCACAAGUCUACAUAAAGAUGACGAUCUCAGCAGUAGUCAGAGUUCAUUAGGGAGUAACCUGUCUCGGACCCCGUGUCACAGCCGACAUAACAGUAAGGGAUCACUACGGGAGAUGAUGGAGGGAAGCAGAAGACACAGUUCCCAGACCACACAUUCCUCUCACUCAGGGACAGCUCUUGCGGUGGUAGAUGGAAAGGAGCCACAGCGUGGACGCCACACCAGCGGGGUUUCCACAGAAGACGAGGAAGAAGUGGCAGAACCUCUCACAGUUAUAGAGGCAAAGAAUGUGUUUGAGAUCGUCAAUGGAAAUUACUCCUGGCAUUUGGACAAAGAGGAUGAAGUAGCGCUGAAGAAUAUCAACGUUAAAAUUCCUGUCGGGAAGCUGACAAUGAUUGUAGGACAAGUUGGAUCUGGGAAGACAUCACUGAUUUCAGCCAUGCUGGGAGAAAUGACAACUAUUAGUGGGCAUGUAGAAGUUGCAAGAGGAGUAAAAAUUGCUUAUGUGCCACAGAAACCUUGGUUACUGAAUGCUACACUGAAAGACAAUAUUUUGUUUGGACAGCCAUAUAACUAUGGAAGGUACACAAAGGUAAUCAGUUCCUGUGCUCUCCAGCCAGAUAUUGCUGCACUACCUGCUGGGGACCAAACAGAAAUUGGGGAAAAGGGUAUCAAUCUGAGCGGGGGACAGAAGCAGAGAAUCAGCAUAGCUCGAGCUUUAUACUCCAAAGCUGAUACUGUUAUACUGGAUGAUCCAUUGUCAGCUCUGGAUGCUCAUGUUGGAAAGCAUGUCUUUGAGGAUGCCAUUGUCAAGCGCUUAGUCAGGCGGAAACGUUCAGUCAUCCUUGUUACACAUCAGUUACAGUACAUAAGUCACUCCAAUCAUUUGAUAGUGAUGAAGGAUGGAAUGGUCCAGUACCAGGGUGCACUCAGUGAAGUGAAGAAACAGGAACCUGAGUUGUAUGAAUCCUGGAGGAAGGCCUUAAGGGAGGCCAAGAGCUCAGAGUCAAGUCGAGAUCAUCAUGAUGAGCCUAAAUCCCCGGAGAGUAGUCAUCCAUUUGACUAUAGUAGACAGAUAUCCAUACAGUCUGUUCUCUCUGGAGGGAGCACAUUUGGCAGACAAAUCUCUGAACUGUCCAACAUGGAGGAAGAAUGCAUGGACGCAUCAGAAGAAGAUCCUCUGAAGAAGCCAGAGAAUCAGGCAGGACAGCUGGUCCAGAAGGAGAACAAGGAAGUAGGGGCGGUGUCCCUGCGUGUGUAUCACCAGUACGUGCUGGCCUGCGGCUGGCUACUGAUGAUUUUUAUGAUUCUACUACAGAUUGGCUAUCAUGUGAUGCUGGCAUGGAGCAACAUUAUUCUGUCCAUGUGGGCAGAAGAUUCUACAGAGUUUCAGACUGAAUUAUCUCUCCACAGUAGCCAUAAUAUGGGAAAUGAAACAAGUAAUUUGAGUCUGGAGUUUGAUAAUGAUAGCUACAUGAACAAGUAUCUAAUGUUUAAUGUGGUCGGGUUGAUAGGGGCCUUUAUAGCUAACAUGGUUCUCUAUCUGACAACACUGCGUGCUUCCAAAAACCUUCACUUCCGACUCCUGGACACAAUUCUCCAUGUUCCCAUCAGGUUUUUUGAUACAAAUCCAAGUGGCCGAAUUAUGAACAGAUUCUCUUCAGAUGUGGCAGGAAUAGACCAGAGGUUACCAUUUAUACUGGAGAGUUUUACCCGCUGUAUCCUCGUGACAUUGUCGGCCCUGGCUGUCAAUGCUAUAGGAACUCCGUACUUCCUGUUGGCUAUCCUGCCUCUGAUGAUUCUGUAUUACUGCUUCCAGUACUUCUUCAGGGCUACAGCACGAGAGCUACAGAGAAUAGAGAGUGUGACUAGAUCUCCCGUCUUUUCCCAUUUAUCAGAGACCCUCAGUGGUUUACAAACAAUCAGGGCAUACAGAGCUGAGAGAAGAUUUAAGAAGAGAGCUUUUAACUUAAUUGACAGUAACAAUGCACCUUACAUUUUCGUCAUGACUAUAAAUAGAUGGCUAGGAAUAAGACUAGAUUACAUAGGAUCAAUUUUGGUGUUUUUAUCUGCUGUGGCCAGUCUGACCACCUGCCUCGCUGGACAGACCUCUCCUGCCUAUGUGGGACUGUCUCUCACCUAUGCUUUACAGGUCUCUAUUUAUUUGAACUGGAUUGUACGAAAUGCUGCAGAGUUAGAGUUAACCAUGAAUUCUGUGGAGAGGGUAGAUGAAUUUAUCCAUCUGGACCGUGAAGUGAAUACCCAUCAUAAAGGUCACCAUGAACUUGAGAAAGGUUGGCCAGAACAUGGUAAAAUAGAGUUUAGAAAUGUCAGCCUGAGGUAUGAUAAACACCUGGAUAAAGUGGUGGAUGGUGCCUCCUUCACAAUCAGUGCUGGAGAAAAGGUUGGAAUCUGUGGAAGAACAGGAAGUGGAAAAUCCUCUCUGACCUUGAGUUUGUUCCGCAUGAUUGACAUUUGUGAAGGAGAGAUUUACAUUGACGGAAAAGACUCUCAGAGAGUUCCUUUAGAGGAACUGAGAAGUAAACUGGCAAUAAUUCCUCAAGACCCUGUCCUCUUCACGGGAAAUAUUAGGUAUAACCUGGAUCCUAAAGGAGAAAUCCCAGAUGAAAAGUUAUGGGCUGCUCUGGAGACAGUUCAAAUGAAAGAAGCUAUACUAGAACUUCCUGAUAAACUAGAUGCUAAUGUGUCAGAGGGAGGAGAAAACUUCAGUAUAGGACAGAAACAGCUAUUCUGUUUGGCGCGAGCAUUCCUUCGUGAUAACAAGAUUCUGGUGUUGGAUGAGGCCACAGCAUCUAUAGACCUGGAGACUGAUAAUAAGUUACAGAGGGUCAUAGCCACAGCAUUUGGAGACAAAACAGUCAUUACUAUCGCUCAUCGCAUCUCUACUAUCUUGAAAUAUGACAGAGUAAUGGUUCUUGAAAAGGGAAUCGUGAAGGAAUUUGACUCUCCUCAAAACUUGCUCAAGGACCCUCACUCCAUCUUCACAAGUUUAGUGCGCAGCACAAAGAAGUGAAUUAGGACGACAUACCUGUGAUAUGCAACAAGCAAUCAUGUUUUACUUUCUUGACUAGUCCUUUAGAAAAGUUACUGGUAUAUCCUUUAAUUUGCUUUCCAGAAGAGACUUAUUAAGAUUUUUUUCUUCAGGGUUUAUAUACAAGAAUUUUGUUGUUUUUUCGCCCUACAAGAUCAGGUCUAGUAGUCACCAUUUUGUUCAUUCAUGCAAUGUUGGAUAGUGUUGGGGAAAAUAAAUUUUGAGAAUGAAAUGUGUUUGUUAUCAAAGAGGGGGGAAAAUAGGCAACAUGUACUUAGUAUACUAAAGGAAAUACAAACUGGCAUGACUUAAUACAAAAUAGCAUAUGUCAAUGUUGAACUAAAAAGGCUAGUCAUGAUACCUGAAGUGCAAUUUUUAUUAUACAUUGUACUAUAGAAUAUAUUAACAGGAGGACAUAUUAAAGCAUAGUUUUAUGAAAUGAUCAAAAUUGCAUUAACGUAGUUCCUAUAGGAUUUUUUGGAUAUAUUUUUCAGUCAGACUAUCAAAAACCUUUAUCAAGAAAGGGCAUUAUUCCACUAGCUGCUACAGUAGAAUCUAAAUUGCGUGAAACCUCUCAUAGUAAUUCACUAGCUGCUACAGUAGAAUCUAAAUUACAUGACACCUCUCUCAUAGUAAUUCACUAGCUGCCACAGUAGAAUCUGAAUUGCACGACACCUCUGUCAUUGUAAUUCAGAACUGCUACAGUAGAAUCUAAAUUACAUGACAUCUCUCAUUGUAAGGCAUUGUUACAUUACAUGUAUUUAUGUCACAAUCUUUUUCAAGUGUUUGAUAAUAUAAUUUUUUUUAUAUAAGUUUAACUUCUUUUUAAUGUUUUUGUGUAAGAAUUUUUCUUACCUGAUUUAUCACAUUUCUUUUUCUACCAUGUUAUUGGUACAAUUUUUU
This is a messenger RNA of Saccostrea echinata, 6291 nucleotides long. RefSeq names its product ATP-binding cassette sub-family C member 9-like. NCBI's taxonomy places the organism in Eukaryota, Metazoa, Mollusca, Bivalvia, Ostreida, Ostreidae. Gene Ontology annotation, molecular function: ATP hydrolysis activity; ATP binding; ABC-type transporter activity. The record is from RefSeq and is a predicted model, not a curated record. Gene Ontology annotation, biological process: potassium ion transport; transmembrane transport. Gene Ontology annotation, cellular component: membrane. The coding region runs from base 130 to 5370 and encodes 1746 amino acids. The transcript is spliced from 34 exons.